AUGAACGCGAGAGAACAUCGAAUUAUGAAGCGAAAAUGGCAACAGGCAAAUAAAAAAAGAAGAGAGAAGAAACAGAUGCUUGAAAAUGUACUGUUGGACACGCCGGCUCUGUCGCCGAUACCGGAAAACCCACAAAUAAGACCCCAUUCUGCGACACCCACUCUAUCGGAAGCGUCUAGUGCAAGGGGAAGAAAGAAAGUGAAAAGAGAUAGAUCAAAGAUGUACAGAGAUAAUAUUAAAUUACAAGAAAAAAUAGAACAGCUGGAGAAAAGAAUCCGUAAAUAUAAAAAAAGAUUACAACGAAAAUCAAAAAGAGACGGCAAAGUGGAACAUAAUAGCAACGAUGAAAAUAAAUAUAAAGUCCUUUCUAAUGCCAUCAAAGAACGCUAUAAAACUGUCAAAAAUCGUAAAGAAAAACGCCUCAUACAUUCUAUUCUUCAAACUCCCAUUACAAAAAAAAUCCAGAAUGCAAACGCAGUUGGUAAGAGAUGCUUUGGGCGUAGAUCGCCCUCUAAAAUACAAGUCCGUUCUACCAAAACAGACUAA
Messenger RNA from Parnassius apollo (apollo), 546 nucleotides. The record is from the annotation of a GenBank genome assembly. Lineage: Eukaryota; Metazoa; Arthropoda; Insecta; Lepidoptera; Papilionidae.